This is a messenger RNA of Callithrix jacchus (white-tufted-ear marmoset), 3613 nucleotides long. RefSeq names its product hydroxysteroid dehydrogenase like 2 (gene HSDL2). NCBI's taxonomy places the organism in Eukaryota, Metazoa, Chordata, Mammalia, Primates, Cebidae. Gene Ontology annotation, cellular component: mitochondrion. The record is from RefSeq and is a predicted model, not a curated record.
UCAAAGGUCUCCGGGCGGGGCCUCUGGGGCCUGGGCGGGGAUAAAUGUGGAGGGACUGUCCUGCUUUUACUCUCCGCUCGCCGCAGCCCCUGUCCCUGCCAUCUCCUCUGAUCUACGAAAAUCAUGUUACCCAACACCGGGAGGCUAGCAGGAUGUACAGUUUUUAUCACGGGUGCAAGCCGUGGCAUUGGCAAAGCUAUUGCAUUGAAAGCAGCAAAGGAUGGAGCAAAUAUUGUUAUUGCUGCAAAGACCACCCACCCACACCCAAAGCUUCCAGGCACAAUCUAUACUGCUGCUGAAGAAAUUGAAGCAGUUGGAGGAAAGGCCUUGCCAUGUAUUGUUGAUGUGAGAGACGAACAGCAAAUCAGUGAUGCAGUGGAGAAAGCAGUUGAGAAAUUUGGAGGAAUUGAUAUUUUGGUAAAUAAUGCCAGUGCCAUUAGCUUGACCAACACAUUGGAAACACCUACCAAGAGAAUGGAUUUGAUGAUGAGCGUGAACACCAGAGGCACCUACCUUGCAUCUAAAGCAUGUAUUCCUUAUUUGAAAAAGAGCAAAGUUGCUCAUAUCCUCAAUCUCAGUCCACCACUGAACCUAAAUCCAAUUUGGUUCAAACAGCACUGUGCUUAUACCAUUGCUAAGUAUGGUAUGUCUAUGUGUGUGCUUGGAAUGGCAGAAGAAUUUAAAGGUGAAAUUGCAGUCAAUGCACUAUGGCCUAAAACAGCCAUACACACUGCUGCUAUGGAUAUGCUGGGAGGAUCUGGUAUCGAAAGCCAGUGUAGAAAAGUUGAUAUCAUUGCAGAUGCAGCAUAUGCCAUCUUCAAAAAGCCAAAAAGUUUUACCGGCAACUUUGUCAUUGAUGAAAAUAUCUUAAAAGAAGAAGGAAUAAAAAAUUUUGAUGCCUAUGCAAUUAAACCAGGUCAUACUUUGCUACCAGAUUUCUUCUUAGAUGAAUACCCAGAACCAAUUACCAAGAAAAUGGAAUCAACUGAGGCAGUGUUUCUCCAUGUUGCUCAGGCUGGUCUCAAACUCCUGGGCUCAAGCAAUCUACCUGUCUUGGCAUCACAAAGUGCUCAGAUUACAGAAGGUGCUGUUCCAGAAUUCAAAGAAGAGAAACCACAGCCACAACCAAAACCACAUUUGGGAGCUGUGGAAGAAACAUUUAGAAUUGUUAAGGACUCUCUCAGUGAUGAUGUUGUUAAAGCCACUCAAGGAAUCUAUCUGUUUGAACUCUCCGGUGAAGAUGGUGGUACGUGGUUUCUUGAUCUGAAAAGCAAGGGUGGGAAUGUUGGAUAUGGAGAGCCUUCUAAUCGGGCAGAUGUGGUGAUGAGUAUGUCUACUGAUGACUUUGUAAAAAUGUUUUCAGGGAAACUAAAACCAACAAUGGCAUUCAUGUCAGGAAAACUGAAGAUUAAAGGUAACAUGGCCCUAGCAAUGAAAUUGGAGAAGCUAGUGAGUCAGAUGAAUGCCAGACUGUGAAGGAAAAGGAAAAAAAAUAUAUCGACUGCCAGGCUCAAAAAGUAAAAAAAAGCUCAACAAUUAAAAUCUAAUGUUGGUUUUCUUCCCUGUUGUAUUAUAAGGAUAUGCACAUUUGUUCUGGAAAAAAUAGAAAUUCUGUCUCUAUAAGACUUGAAAUUGUAAGUAAAAUGGCAAGCUGGGCAGGCGCGGUGGCUCAAGCCUGUAAUCCCAGCACUUUGGGAAGCCGAGGCGGGUGGAUCAUGAGGUCAAGAGAUCGAGACCAUCCUGGUCAACAUAGUGAAACCCUGUCUCUACUAAAAAUACAAAAAAAAAUUAGCUGGGCAUGGUGGCACGUGCCUGUAAUCCCAGCUGCUCGGGAGGCUGAGGCAGGAGAAUUGCCUGAACCCAGGAGGCGGAGGUUGCGGUGAGCCGAGAUCGCGCCAUUGCACUCCAGCCUGGGUAACAAGCGCAAAACUCCAUCUCAAAAAAAAAAAAAAAAUGGCAAGCUAAUCAAACAGAAGCUUUAUUAAGUGGGAUUCUAUGAAAGUAUGUGUUUUUAUAUUUCAAGGGUUUUACCCUCUGAGCCUUAUAUUUCAUUCACUGUCUUCCACCAAGAAAAGUAUUUUGGGCAGCCAGUCAGAUCAAGCAGUAAAAGUAGCUCUUUCAAAGCUUUUUGUCAUAUAAAAUGAAGCUAUCUGUUCUAAAAUUUUUAGUUUUGGAUUGUAUACUAAUGAAAAUCUUAAUGAUGUAUUUGAUUUUUAUAUACUUGUUUUAAAGAAAAUCUUAUAUAGUACAUUUACAAGUAUCACAAAAAACUAAUACUGGUGAGCACUAAACAAAACAAUCAUUUUUCAUUUUGAUUACUAGCUUUCCAAGUGGACUUAGCCAUAGGAAAAUAUUACUAACGUAAUUUAACAAAUUGCAGCAUGUGUUCCAUUUAAAAAUAUGUUUAAAUUGUCCUAAAACAAAAUAAUUUUCUCCUCAGAAGUAUGCAGUGUUUUGAAACAGGAACCUUAGACUAUAUCAUUGGUAUGGGCUAGAUUGUGCAACUCCCAAUUCAUUUGUUGAAGUUCUAACUGCCAUUUCUUUCUAAUGUGACUAUUCGGAGAUGAGGCCUUUACAGAGGUAACUAAGUUCAAGGAGGCUGUUAGUCCAACCCAACAUGGUGUCCUUGGACAUAAGAGAUACCGUUGAUGCGUGCACAGAACAAAGACCAGAAUAGGACAUGGUCAGAAGGCAACUAUCUGCAAGCAAAGAGAGAGGCCUCAGAAGAAAAAAAAAUCACCAGCACUUUGAUCUUUGACUUGUGAUCUCCAGAAUAGUGAGAAAUAAAUGUUUGUUGUUAAGCCAUCCAUGGUGAGAGGCUGAGGCAGGAGGAUUGCUUGAGGCCAGGAGUUCAAGGCCAGCCUGGACAACAUAGUAAGACCCUGUCUGUACCCUCACAAAAUAAAUUAAAAAGCCACCCAAUCUGUGGCAUUUUGUUAUGGUAGCCCUAGCAAACAGUGGUUUGAGGGUAGGAAGGUUGAGGGGAAGCUAAACUUUAAAAGAGCUCUUAUCUUUAAUUUCAACCAGUUAAAAAUACUUGCUCAGUGUAAUUAUUUUGCUUCUCAUCUACCACUCUCUAAUAUUAUUGUGCUAUUAAGCAAUUUAUCUAAUCCUGAUAUUUCUUAGAAUCAUGUUAGGAGCAUUUGAGCUUUAUUUUGUAAGUUAGGAAGCAGAGGAUCAGAGAUGGGAAAGCACUAGCCCAAGGCCAAAAUUAACAAGCCCUAUCUAACAAAAACUUUCCAAUACAUUUAUGUUGAAUGGAACUGCAAGAUCUUACCUCUCCAUCCAUGAAUGGAGUCUGUGUAAUCAAAGUGAAUUAAAAAUAGGACAGUUUCAAAAAGUCAGGAGAUUCACAGCAACUGAUCAAAGGGAGUCCAGUCAACCUGAGUCAGCAUAAUUAGGAUUAGGAAGCCCCUUUGCUUUAAUCCACACAAGGAAAUUAACCUGAUGUUAACCAGUCUGCUGUUUCUACCAUGCUGUUUCCUUGCUCCUGCCAGUGCUGUCUUAUAAAUGCAAACUGUUCUGUCAUAACUGGUAGGGCUCCUGUUUAUUUUAUAGGCUGGAUGCUGCCCAGUUCAUGAAUCACUAAUAAAAGCCAAUUGAAUCUUAAUAA